Messenger RNA from Brassica oleracea var. oleracea, 1215 nucleotides. RefSeq lists its product as uncharacterized. The record is from RefSeq and is a predicted model, not a curated record. Lineage: Eukaryota; Viridiplantae; Streptophyta; Magnoliopsida; Brassicales; Brassicaceae. The coding region runs from base 1 to 1215 and encodes 404 amino acids. The transcript has 4 exons.
AUGGUAUGUUAUAUGGAAAGGUUGGAGGAAUGGCUGCCAAAGGAGUUGAAAGAAGUGAAGAAAGAUCGGGUUUUUGCUCAGAUUUGUAAGUUGUACGAGAAUGGUUUGGGUUACUCGGCGAGAGUGAUACACAGCUUCUUGUGUAGGGAGCUGGUGACUUACAAAAACCAUGAGCUAUGUCUAUCACGUAAGGAGUUGGUUGACUUCGAAGAUGAUGGUGGUUUCUGGAGCACAGUGGUGAGGAGAAAAGAGGGAGUAACUAUGUUGGACUUGUGGAAGAAUCACCAUGAAUCUGUUAAGAAGUGGAGUAAUGUUGAUCGAAUAAGAAAGGUGUAUAUGUGCAUCAUUGUUACUAUGGUUUGCGCGAGAGAUGAGAAGGCUAAUAUCCCCUUCAAGUAUAUCAAGUUGGUCAUGGAUCUUGAUAAUGUUCGAAAGUAUACCUGGGGAGUUGCUUCUUUUGACCUUCUCUGCGAGUCAAUAGCUAAAACACGUUACAAACUGAAGGAGAAGACUACUAGUUACGUGUUAGAUGGCCUCUCCUACGCCUUGCAGAUUUGGGCAAUGGAAGCAGUACCAAAGAUUGGAAAGCUCUGUGGAAAAAACAUGGACAAGGAUGACAUCUAUCCAUACAUCUCGUGGAAUGGGAAUUAUGAAGUGGUUGAAAAUGCUGCUUUUCAUAGAGCUGAUGAGGUGGGGGAUGAUAGAAUCAAGGUUCUCAUGAGGAUGAUAUGUACUAAGCAUCACUUCAGUGACCAUAUUUGGGAGUUCGAAGAGACACCAGAGAUUUUUUGGGGGCUUCAUGACAAACAAGGAGAGGAUGAUGAAGUAGCUGAGAAUGAUGAAUCAGCUCAGAAUGAUGAAGAAGCUCCCAAGAAUGAUGAAGAAGAUGGGAGUGAUGAAGAAUUUGGAACUCCAAGAGGAUCAGCGAACAGAGGCUCCAGAGCUAGAAGGGAAAGAAGAGGCUCCCGGAUAGUUGAAUGGAAAAAGGAAGCAAAAGUUGCCCAGCUACGUAAACAGAUGGGUGAAAGAUUUGAGAAAAUGCAGUCUGAGCUUAAAGGUUCACUAAAGGAUGCAAGCGUUGAAGUUGACGAUUUAGAGCCAUCGAAGAGCGAGCCAUCGCCUAGCAAGCCAUCGCCGAGCAAGCCAUCGUCGAGCAAGCCACCACCGAGCAUUCCAUCUCUAAGGAGGUCCAAACGCUGGGUAAAGAACCCCUAG